Dermacentor silvarum is the source of this 3244-nucleotide messenger RNA. RefSeq names its product RNA cytosine-C(5)-methyltransferase NSUN2-like (gene Nsun2). The record is from RefSeq and is a predicted model, not a curated record. Lineage: Eukaryota; Metazoa; Arthropoda; Arachnida; Ixodida; Ixodidae. The coding region runs from base 113 to 2230 and encodes 705 amino acids. Gene Ontology annotation, molecular function: tRNA (cytidine-N5)-methyltransferase activity; tRNA binding. Gene Ontology annotation, biological process: tRNA methylation. The transcript has 20 exons. Gene Ontology annotation, cellular component: cytoplasm; nucleus.
CGUCUAUCCAUAUCCAGGAGGGAAAAUUCACGGGUUCACGUGUGUCUGUGUAUCGCUAGCAGCCGUCGAUUUGGUGGGAACCUGUCAAACGGAAUAGUUACUCUUUUUUGUUAUGGGCAGAAAGCGGCAAAGGAAAAGGCAAGGGAAAGCACCCAGAGCAGAAAAACCUCAAAAGGUUCACGAGAAUGGCGGGCCUCCUUUGUACACCGAGAUUAACAGGAGCAACGAAGCCUUCGAGAAGUACUACAAGGCACAGGAUAUAGUUCCAGAAAAAGAAUGGGAUGACUUCAUGGCUGCUCUACGUCGUGGAUUGCCUGUUGCAUUCAGAAUUACAGGCUUUCUUCCGGAAUCUAAACACUUGCUGAAUGUAAUCAAAAGUCAGUACUUUACUGAACUACUAAAUGUUGGAGGAGAUGAAGUAAAGGCUGGGAGACCAUCCAAUCUGACAUGGUAUCCAAAUGAACUGGCAUGGCAACUUGAUUUGUCUCGCAUCAUGAUACGGAAAUCGGAGGCAUAUGCACGGCUCCACAGUUUCUUGAUAUCAGAAACAGACACCGGUAACAUUACACGACAAGAAGCAGUAAGCAUGAUUCCGCCUCUUCUGCUUGACAUCCAGCCCCACCACAAGGUUCUGGACAUGUGUGCUGCUCCUGGCUCCAAAACAGCUCAGGUGAUGGAGAUGCUGCAUGGGCAUGUGAACACGAUCCCAGAAGGAGUUGUGGUGGCCAAUGAUGUGGACAACAAGCGCUGCUACAUGCUGGUGCAUCAAGCUAAGCGGCUACACUCCACCUGCUGCCUUGUUACUAACCAUGAUGCAGCUGCCAUGCCAAACAUGUAUCUUUCCAAAGAGGAUGGAUCCCAAGAGGUUUUAAAAUACGACAGAAUCCUUUGCGAUGUCCCUUGCUCUGGAGAUGGGACUUUACGAAAAAACAUUGACCUGUGGAGGAAAUGGAAUGUGGCUAAUGGAAACAGCAUUCAUGGCCUGCAAGUGCGCAUCGCACGCCGUGGCCUUGAGCUUUUGGUUGAAGGAGGCAUAAUGGUGUACUCAACAUGUUCUAUGAACCCCUUGGAGAAUGAAGCAGUCAUUUCAAGCCUUUUGCUCCAGUGUGAAGGAACGGUAGAGCUGGUUGAUGCCAGGAGCAGUUUGCCGGGCUUAGUGAGCAGCCCAGGCCUCUGUACAUGGAAAGUUUCCAGUAAAGAUAUGGCAGUUUACUCUUCAUUUGAUGAAGUUCCAGAGAGAUACCACACACAGAUCAGGGCACACAUGUUCCCUCCAUCAUCUGAGGUGGCUGCGCAACUGAAAUUGGAGCGCUGCAUAAGAAUCCUUCCUCACCAGCAAGACACGGGUGCAUUCUUUGUUGCUGUACUAAAGAAAACGGCACCAAAACUGCCAUGGGAAUCUCAAAACAAAGACAAAGGCGUGGGAAAGGCUCCUGUCAGUCAUGAAGAAAAGCAGGAUACUAAAGAGGAGGACAAAAGUGUAGCCCCAAGGAAGAAACGAAGGAUCCAGGGUUACAAGGAAGAUCCUUUUGUGUUCCUUUCAGAAGAUGACAAGAUUUGGAAAGCAGUACGAGAUUUCUAUGAAGUGGACCCAGCUUUCCCAAACCAGCAGCUGUUGGGCCGAUGUCAACAGGAAAAUAAGCGCAACAUCUAUCUUGUGUCUAAGACCGUGAGGAACAUCAUUGAAUUGAACCGUGAAAGAAUUAAGAUCAUCAACACGGGUGUCCGGGUUUUUUGUCGUUGUGAGGGCAAAGAAGAGCUGGCAUGUGACUUCAGGGUUUGCCAAGAGGGCCUUCCUACAGUGCUGCCUUACUUGAACAAGAGAAAGCUGACUAUGAGCAGGCAAGACCUUUACGUGCUGCUUACAGAGGAAUAUCCACUGGAGUCACAGUUUUCACCUGAACUUCAGGAGCAGCUGAAAGACCUUGAAAAGGGAUGUGUGCUGCUUGUCUACACCUCAUUUCCAGGGACUGCAGAUGAAUUCCAGCUAGUCCUGGCUGGGAGAAGAGGAAAGGCAACACUGAGGUGUUAUGUAGCUAAGCAAGAAAGGGUGCACUACCUUCGUGUGUGUGGCUACGACGUUUCUGAGUAUGAAAAGCGUGACAGAAAGAAAAAGCCAGAGGACAGCCUCAAUAUGGAGGUUUUGGGAGCUGGAGACUCCGCCAAAGAUGCACAAGAAGCAACGCAAGAGAAAACAGAAGAGAGUUGUAAAGCACAAAAUAAUGACUGAGCACAUUUUUUAUAGCUAUUAGAACAUCCAUUUGCUGUGGCCUUUCUUACUUGUUUGGGACCAUGGUCUGUAUCUCACAAAGAGUGACUUAAAAAUGAUAUCACAACAUGAGGUUCUGCUGAUGAUGUGUGCUGUGUCUGGUAAGCCGUAUUGUGUAGGAGCUUUGCUGUAUUGAUAAUGUGGCCUCCAGGCAGCAGAUUCUAGUAACUUUUCCUUGAACUCAAAGCACCGACUGGCAUCUAAAAUGGUGUAAAACACCUGCACCUGACAUCGAUUCAUAGUGCUGCACAUAGUCCAUUUGUAGUUAAAUAUUUAAGAUAAUUCAGUUACCUUUUUUUUAUUGUUUUAGCUCUACCUGACAAACUUGCCUGCUUUUAAUGAAGCUCUGGAGAAUUAUUUUGACUAAAUCAUUUUACUUCAAAGGGCUCUUUGUACAAUCUUAAGUCUAAAGCAAAAAUAAUAAUUGAUAUGUACAUACAAAACUUGCUAACUUAAUUAGAAAUUGAAGCAGAUGCAUUUCAGUCAACUAGUGACGCCAUAACACUAGCAAUGAGAGCAGCAGUUUUUUUAAAUGUGUACUGGAAGUCAAGGUGGCUGUUUUGCCACAGACAGCACCUGUGCCUUCAGUCGGCGUCAUUUUGGGACAGAUGCCAAUGGAUCCCAAAGGCGCACGCUGGCUAGGUGAGAGCUGAACAGGUUUGCCUGAUGUUGGCUUACUACAUUGUGAGGAUGAAAGGGUAGGCAGCUGCCAGAAAAUUGAGUUGGGUUACAUUGCUCUUAGUUUGGAGAAACAGCUUGGAGAGGGGAGGGGGAGCAAGAAGGGGGUAUUCAGAGAGUCAAGGCAUGCUUCAAGUUGAAGCAGCAGGCAAUGUCCCUUGUGCUACCAUUGACUCAUUAUUUUGAUAUCUCAAUGUUUAGUUGUGCCUGCUGUUACUUUUUGCAUUUGUUGAGUUUAAGGGAGAAAAUGUGUAGAGUGUGCACGCAACCAACUGCAGUAAACAUCAUCUCAUGUCA